CAGACCGUGAGUCGACUUUUAUGUUCAUGUGAAUGUGGGCCGCAGCAGCAACCGAUGACAGCUUAAUUCCCGAGCCGGGCCCCCCCUGCUGAGGCUCACUGUUUGUGUGAUCUGACAGACGGAGAUCAGACUGAGGAGAGAUGAGUGGGAACCCUCCGAGUAUGCUCAGGUUUCUUGGCGCUGUGAAAAGAUUUGUCCAGUCCAUUCAGAUCUGACGGAGUUUCCCAUGUUCUGUGGCGCAGCGGGUUUUUGUUGACGUAUCUUUCUCAUCUGCCGGCAAACAAGAGAUGCACAUAAGGCUGACGUUGUGUUUGUAGUUUAGGUCCUUGAUGCCACCAAAAGCUGCACGCCACGGUGUUGAACUUUUCUCUCGUCACAAACCGGAGGGGAAGAGAGGUUCCAGCCAAUUACUUUGGAAAAGGCAGGAGACAGGUAAACAGGUGUAGAGAGAGGGGAGUGAGGUGAAAUGAGCUGGAAAGAGGGGUGACCUCGGUUUAAAUGGGGUUGGGUAAUGGAGGUAUGGGGCCAACAUGAGCGACUGAUGUAAAAGGGGAGCAGGAUAAGAAGAAUCAGAGGUCUGGGGGAAAGAAGGCUGAGCUAUUUUGAUAGAGGUCAGAGCUGUCAAGGAAACAGGGGAGCGCUGUUUUUGAACAUCUAAUUUUGAGACAAGUGCUGGGUUCUUAAAGACGUACCUGAGAAAUGUGGUUGAUGAAAUGUUGACCUUGUGAAGAUGACAGUGGGCAAACCUCUCUCAGGUGCUGAAAUGACACGAAUGUGCUUCAUCUUCCUGCUGAUGAGUAACGCCGCCUCAGUCUACACGCAGUUUAAUGGAUACAACUGUGACACCAACUACCACAGCAGGUUUCCUGGUGAGCGGGACAUCAGUGUUUACUGCGGGGUCCAAACCAUCACCUUGAAGAUCAACUUCUGCCCGGUGCUCUUCUCCGGCUACACCGAUGCCGAUUUGGCCCUGAACGGUCGUCACAGCGAAGCCCAGUGUCGUGGCUUCGUCAACAACAACACCUUCCCCACGGUGGUCCUGUUCAGCAUCAGCCUCAGCACUCUGGAGGCCUGCGGGAACAGCCUGGUGGUCAGCACAGCCUAUGGGGCCAAUGCCUAUGGGAACAUGUCUCUGGUACAAAUUGGGAACGUCUCCGGCUAUAUCGAUACCCCUGACCCGCCGACUAUAAUCAGCUACCUGCCUGGUUUGUUGUAUAAAUUCAGCUGCAGCUACCCACUGGAGUACCUGGUCAAUAACUCACAGCUGGCAUCCUCCUCUGCUGCUGUAUCUGUCAAGGACAGCAACGGGACGUUUGUGAGCACGCUCAGUAUGAUCCUGUACAACGAUUCAACAUACAAUCAGCCUCUGUCUAUCCCAAUGGCAGGACUGGCUCUGAAAACUCGAGUAUUUGCUGCUGUGAAAGCCACAAAUUUAGACAAACGGUGGAACAUCUUGAUGGACUACUGUUACACAACCCCAGGGAAUCCUAAUGAUGAACUCCGCUAUGACCUUUUCUUUGGCUGCUACAAAGACCCCCAGACGACGGUUUUCGAGAAUGGAAAGAGUCAGAUGGGACGGUUUUCGUUCGAGGUUUUCCGUUUCGUCAAACACAGACACCAGAAGAUGUCCACUGUCUUUCUGCACUGCGUCACCAAGCUUUGCCGGGCAGACGACUGCAUCAUGCUCAUGCCUAUCUGUGGGCGACGGCGCAGGAGGGAUGGCGAGGAGAGCCUUGGUUCUCCGCCGGCGGCAUCCGGGAACGCCGUUAUCAGUGCCGGUCCAAUCAUCACCAGGAGCGAUGAAACUCCAGUCAACAACUCUCAACUGGCAUCUGGUGAUCCCUCCCAGACCAUGAACCCGAUGACCAGCGCCUUGAUCUCAGGUGUGGUCAUCCUGGGCGGAGUCAGCAUCGGCUUCUUCCUGCUGUCGCUCCGCCUCCUGCAGAAGUCCCGCCUACCAGCAGCUGCAGCCUCAGGUGUUUGGAACCCCGGCUUUAAAUAAUACACAUCUGUAUAAUACAGCAUCUUUGUGUAAUAUUUUGCAAAAUAUGUCACUCAGACCUUAUUUCUGGCUGCUCAAGGUUUGUGUGUGCUUUCCAAAGGAUUAAUUUUGUGUAUUGUUUUAGUUGUUAUCUAUUUAUUGCCUUCAGUACCUCAACAUCUCUUUAUUUUUGUUGGUAACUGUGUUUAGAAAAGCCUUACAUACUGCUGUGUUUAAUGAAAAUUACUUUUUUAAACUAAUUUUGUGCUUUAUUUUUUCCCCAAAGCUGUGACUGGGGGGUUAAAUUGUAAAAGAAAAAAAAAGAUAAACUAUUAUCACAAAAGAGAAGUGCAGCUGUUUUUUUCUCCUCAGAAAUUGUAGCUUUGUAGGCCCCGUCGAAAACAACAAAUCAGCAUCAUGCUGUGUUUGGCAAUAAUAGAAAAGUGGAAUUAUUACUGUGGGUUGGAAGUCAUUUUCAAAUUAUUAGCUGCAUUGUCAUGUUUAAGAAAUGUAUUUGGGAUUCAUUAUGUAGCCUAUACAAUUUCCUUUUAUUAUCUUUUGUGUCUGUGAAACGUAUAUUUAUACUUUGACAAAGAAUAUUUCACCAUUUUAGAGAUGCUGAGACUUAGAUGAGAACAUUAACAUGGUUUCAGCUGAUAAUUUCCUAUGGUGUAGCAUAUAAAAAUGAAACACGUAGCCUGGCAUUGUAUAAAAUAGUAUACUGUAAUGUAAUAGUACUUCAAAAGCUCAACAGUUAACAUAUUAGAGCUCCUUUGUUUCACCUGGGCACAAUCUCAAGAGCAAAAACAGGAUGUUAUGGUUUUAAUAGGUUUAUGACAUCAGUUAUUAAGCUUUAGAGGUGCUGAAAGGUGAAUGUUGUCAACUUUGGACCGUUUCCAUUUGUUAUGUGUUUGUCUGACACAAAAGUGCUAUUGAUCAUCUCAUAUAACUAUGCAAUUAUUCCUUCAAAUAUAAAUGUUUUUAAAAAAAAACAAAAAAACAACAAUCCUGUCCAGUCAAUCACAUAUUUUAGACAGAGAUCCCGACUGAAUAUUCAAAAGUAAAUGAAAAUGUUCAAUUCAACCUAUUUCACUGUAAUACUUACCAUGUAUGUCUGUAUAUAUGGGUAAUCUGGUAAACGUUUUUAUGAGCAGUAACUGCA
Acanthochromis polyacanthus (spiny chromis) is the source of this 3143-nucleotide messenger RNA. It is a transcript of the gene zpld1b, whose product is annotated as zona pellucida-like domain containing 1b. The record is from RefSeq and is a predicted model, not a curated record. Gene Ontology annotation, cellular component: cell surface. Lineage: Eukaryota; Metazoa; Chordata; Actinopteri; Pomacentridae.